CCAGAACAGUCAUAGAGUACAUUAUUGUUUUAUAAUCAAUCUGUGGAGAAUAUAAUCAGUUUUUCAAUUACCUACUACACUACAUGUGUUGCAUGUGUAUACUACAUGCUUUAUAUCGCUUCUUGAUCUCUUCGUGCGCUUCGCUAUUUAACGGUUUGACAUUAACAUAAUACCGAAAUUAGAUUUUCUUGGGCGGGUUACUGAAAAUGGCUUCUUCUUCAGAAGAAACACUUCCAGAGGGGUGGGAAGCACGUAAAAGUAGGAGUACUGGUAUGAUUUACUUCUUGAACACUCAUACCAAAAAAUCUCAGUGGGACAAGCCAGAUGGCCCUGCUCCUCUGGUUGACGAGGAUGAUGAUGAUGUCUGCCCCAGUCAAAUACAAUGCAGCCAUCUGCUUGUGAAACACUCUGGGAGCCGGCGACCAUCUUCUUGGCGCGAAGAGAACAUCACCAGGACAAAGGAGGAAGCUCUGGAGAUGUUGAGUGAGUUUCGCAAGAGGAUUGUGAAUAAGGAAUUAUCAUUCGAGGAACUCGCCAAGACUUAUUCUGACUGCUCAUCAGCCAAGCGCAACGGAGAUUUGGGCCGUUUCAAGAAGGGGCAGAUGCAGAAAGCAUUUGAGGAUGUGGCUUUUUCUCUCAAGAUUGGUCAACUGAGCCAAGUAGUCGAUACUGAUUCGGGCCUACAUAUUAUCGUGCGAACGGCUUAAAUUCGUUUCCGAAAUAGCUUCUUUAUUAUGUUUACCAAAAAAAAAAUGUUUGUUUAUUAUAAGCAUGUUCACAUAUAAGUCGUAAAUAUUUUUUAUUAAAAAAAAAAAUUAAUUCUAAAUUUGUUGCUAAUUCGUGAUUAUGUAUUCCACAAUAUCAUGAUGACAGUGCAAAGAAGUGAAUAUGCUGCAUUAAUUUAAAAUUGUAAUUUUAUUAACAAUCUGUAAACAGAUCUAUAGCCGAAAUAACUAAACGUAAAGUUUUAUCAAAUCUAAAUGUUAGUGGUUAACAUGUUUGCUUCACUUUCAUUCUUCAGUAAAUUAAUAUAUAUUUGAAAUAUUUAUUCACAACGACACAACAAAUUUGUAUCAUUGAGUGCACUUACUUCAAAUUUGUAUUUAUGUGUUGAUGAUUUCACUGUAGUGAUUAAAAUGUAAUUGUGAUAUCAUCUAAAACAUCGUAAUAUCAUAUUUUCGCAGCAUUUGUAGUGGAAGAGGAAAUGUUCAAGGCGUCUAAAUAUAUUAGUAGGUGUAGGAAAUUUAACAUAAUGUAAUGUAGUAUGCAUGCACUACACUUUUCUCAUUUAUACUAUUUAAGUUCAUUCGUUAUUAUUUUUUCUCCAUGAUUAUAGGUUAUAUUUGUUAAGUAACAUUGUAUUUAUAAAUAGUGCGAUUUUUUUAAAUAUCCAACAUUCACAAAAAUCAAUAAAAAACACUCUUUCGUAAAAUAUUUUUAUAUGAUUUUUUUCUCUAAGUAAAAAUCAUAUUUAAAAAUAUUAUUAUGUCUUGAUUGAGAUAGAGUUAAUUAGUCAUAUUAAACAAAGAUUUCACAAAAUCACAGAAAUUAAUGUAUUGUAACUGUUUUAUAACCAUAUAAAGUUACAAUUAACAGUAUAAAAAAAUAUUUUCAAACAAAAGUGUUGUACACAAAUUUUUAAAUCUUAAAUCUGUUAUCAAGAAACUUUGCUAUGUAAACUUUAUUUAUUUUUAUAUUCGAACUUGUUAAAAUUAAAACAUGAAAAUAUCUAAAUUGUUUGUGUAAAAAAUAAUCUUUUUAAGUCUAAUUAUUUUUUUUUUACUUUACUUUCAAGCACAAGUUUUUGACUAAAAUAUUGUUAGCUACUAGUUGUUAUGAUAUAAAUGUGUAGAAUCUAUGGAUUUAGGUGUGUUAACGGCAAGGCAGUCCGUUAUCUUCUCUGUUCCUAAAUAAUUGGUAUCUCUAUAGUUCAUGUUCUUUACCAUAUAUCUGAUAAGAAUGUAAUAUUCGGAAAUACAUUAAUAAAGCAUA
This is a messenger RNA of Nymphalis io (European peacock), 1992 nucleotides long. RefSeq names its product putative peptidyl-prolyl cis-trans isomerase dodo. The record is from RefSeq and is a predicted model, not a curated record. Gene Ontology annotation, molecular function: protein binding; peptidyl-prolyl cis-trans isomerase activity. Bases 207 to 707 code for a protein of 166 amino acids. Gene Ontology annotation, cellular component: nucleus; cytosol. The transcript has 3 exons. Lineage: Eukaryota; Metazoa; Arthropoda; Insecta; Lepidoptera; Nymphalidae.